Nothobranchius furzeri (turquoise killifish) is the source of this 661-nucleotide messenger RNA. RefSeq names its product parathyroid hormone 4 (gene pth4). Lineage: Eukaryota; Metazoa; Chordata; Actinopteri; Cyprinodontiformes; Nothobranchiidae. Gene Ontology annotation, biological process: bone mineralization. Gene Ontology annotation, molecular function: hormone activity. The record is from RefSeq and is a predicted model, not a curated record. Gene Ontology annotation, cellular component: extracellular region.
GGUCCAAAGGGUCGAAUCUGACCUCAGUUUAGAGUUUCGUCAUCAGAGGAGCUGCGAUCAACACGGAUAAAGGCUAAUGUGGUCCUUAAAUACAAUCAUUAUUCAGCCAUUUCUGUGACCCUCAUAUAACAAAAAGAUGGAUAAAUAUUAAAUUAUUUCGGAUGUUUUUAAAGAUGCAGAUAUCUCACAAGGCUGUGUGGUUGUUUGCUGUCAUGCUUCUUUUCCUCUUUACAACCGGUCAGUGUCAACAGAAUGAAAGUCGCCGGGCUGUGACCGAACACCAGCUGAUGCACGACCGCGGACGAAACAUCCAAAGUCUGAAGAGACUUAUUUGGCUUUCUAGUGCCAUUGAAUGUCUCCACACUGCUCAGGCGCGCUCUGCUGCUUUCAGCCCCACAGAUUUCCUGAACUCGGCUCUGAAUCCAGUGCUGAUCCCAGUUGCAGGGAGCCCCCAGGCCGCACAGGUCCAGAACAUCUUGAGAGACUUUUUUUAUUCCCACUUGGCUCAUCUGUCAGAUGGAGAGUCUUAACCACGCUGACACAAAAUAAGAAACAUGGAUAAAAUAAUAAUUGUGAAUAAUAAAAAGCCUGCAGCACAACACCGAAAUGAUCUGUAGUGCAGAGACUGACAUUCAGCAAUAAACGUGUACAAAUAUCUAAA